CCGAUUCAGGUUUACACUGCCUGGGCCAGAUUACAACAGGCAACCGAAAAUAUAAGAAAUUCAUAAUUUACUUGUUCACAACCUUAGUGUAGGUGCUACACAUUAAACACCCAUUUUUGUGAAAAGGCGCUUGACUUGUGACGUAUAUUUUAUGAGACAAGAAGUGUCUGUGUUUUGCUUUGCUGUGCAAAGCUGACAUUCGGAGAGGAUGUCUGCGGCCGCUCUUUGCAUGAUCCGCUGUAGAAGACUAAGUACAGCGAGCCCAGGAUUAAAGAAGGUGUUGCUGUGGGGAAAUAUUAGAACAAUUGCAAAGGUGACUGGAGCUGUUGUGCUGGGUGGCUGUGUUUUCAUCACCUAUGAGGUGGUUGCCCUCAACAAGGCUGUGACCAUUGACACCCAGGCCAUACUUCAGGAGAAGCAUAAGUCCUAUAUCUAUCUGAGUGCCAAACCCUUUAAUGAACAGGAGAACAUUGGUACCGGCCUUACAUAUAAGGCACGGAAAGAGCUCCACAAAGCAGCCAGAAGAUUCCUGGAAAUUUCUUCAAAGGUUCUUCUUAGACCAUUGGACGAGCACCUGAGUCAUCUGGAUGCGGACCCGCACGAGUGUGCCCUAUGGGUGUUACUGAAGAGGGUGCGCUCAACCAACAGGGCUGUCCGGCUGCAGGCUGUUCAGGACCUGGCAGAGAACCCACACUGGCAGGAUUACCAGUACAGAACGGCAGCCCAGGCCAUCGAUCACCGCACAGCCAUCGGCCUGGCCCGGACUCCGCAGAUGGACCUUCGCUUUUUCCUGUCCCCACCGCUGCUGCCAGAGGUGGAAGACGGCUUCUCGGUGGAGGAUGGGCUGAGACAGCUGCUGGCGUCCCUGCCACAGUCGGAGGUCGACCAGUGCGUCCAGUACUUCACCUCACUUGCUCUUAGGGAGAGCAGCCAGUCACUAGCUGCACAGAGGGGAGGCUUGUGGUGUUUUGGAGGGAACGGGCUGCCCUAUGCCCAAAGCCUGACCUCAGUGCCUUCAGAGAAGGUGGAGUCAUUCUGUUUGCAGGCCCUGGUGCAGCACUCAAAGGUCCCAAGUCACUGUGCUCACAUAGUUGCCAAUAGUGGCCUGCAGCUCUUACAGAGGAUAUAUCAGCUUCGUCAAGACUCCCAGAAGAUCCAGAGGAACAUCGUUCGUAUCAUCGGAAACCUGGCUUUGAAUGACAAUCUGCACAUGGCCAUAGUGCAGUCAGGGUGGGUGUCCGUGUUAGCAGAGAUGAUGCAGUCACCACACAUCAUGCAGGCGUCCCAUGCAGCCAGGGCCUUGGCCAACCUGGACCGGGACGCCGUGAAGGAGAAAUACCAGGACGGUGUCUACGUUUUACACCCACACUGUCGCACCAGCCAGCCAGUAAAGGCCGAUGUCCUUUUUGUACAUGGACUACUGGGGGCAGCUUUCAAGACCUGGCGGCAACAGGACUGUGAUUUAACAGAAGAUGAAAAAGCUACAGGUGUCAGAGAGGACUACACCGAGUGCUGGCCUAAGUCAUGGCUGGCUGCGGAUUGUCCCAACCUCCGCGUCCUGUCAGUGGAGUACGACACCCACCUGAGCGACUGGCGGGCCAAGUGUCCUGUGGAAAACCAAAGGAAAUCUUUAGCCUACAGGAGUCGUGAGCUACUGGAAAAGCUGAAGACAGCGGGUGUUGGAGAUAAGCCUUUGGUUUGGGUGGCACAUAGUAUGGGAGGUUUGCUUGUGAAAAAGAUGCUCCUUGAUGCCUCAAAAGACCCUGACAUGAGGCCCCUGAUAAAGAACACCAAGGGGAUUAUGUUUUAUAGUGUUCCUCACCAAGGGACAUUUAUGGCUGAAUAUUCUGUUAAUGUUCGAUACUUGCUCUUCCCCUCCAUAGAAGUCAAGGAGCUCUGUCGAGAUUCGCCAGCACUUCGUGAGCUUAAUGAAAACUUCCUGAACAUGGCCAGAGACAGAGAUUUCAAAGUUCUGAGCUUUGCAGAAACACGCCCCACCACUAUUGGCCCCAUGAUCAAGAUGGUGGUAGUACCAGUACAGUCAGCAGAUCUAGGGAUUGGUGACUUCAUUCAGGUGGAUGUUGACCAUCUUAACAUAUGCAAGCCUGAGAAAAAGGAUUCUUUUCUUUACAAGCGGAGUUUGCAGUUUAUCCAGGAUACGCUGGGAGGCCAAAUCAUCCACUGACAUUACACUAAAUGUAAUCACUGUUAGGACAAAACCCUCACAUUUUAGCCAACCUUUCUAAAUACUGCCAUUCAUACAGUACACUGAAGACGUAUAAACAAGACUUCUACUGUAAGAUGUAUUUUUGGAAUUUACUCUGCGAAUCCAUGAUAGUCCAUUUGGUUUGAAUGUCAUGGUGUUUUAACAGAUACCAGUUUCAAGCUCGUCAUUUGCAGAGCAACAGCUUUCUUUGUGAGAGUCGAGAUCAUUUUAAGAAAGUUAACACGUGAGUGUCAUUAAAAAAAAAAAAAAAAAAAAAACAGCAGUUGCUAUCACAUUUUAGAGAUUGUGCUGCGGUUAAUAUUGUAUGUAUAUACUGUGGUUUGGUUAGUCUCGCUUUUCCAAAGUUGGUGCCCAUAGAUGUAGAACAUUUCAGAUCACAUUUGGUGUACUUUCAACAAUGGUGGCACUCAUCUGAGGUGAAUGCAAUAUGCUUUUUAUUAUAAUUUAUUCUGCAUCAGUACGUGAAGAGUAUGUAUUUAUAUUAAUAUACCCAGCAAUUGCCUUGUUUAAAACCACAUUUUCUAAUUUUCUGACUCCUACCUCAGGUGCACUUUAAUGCAUUCAGAAAAAGUACAUUUUAACAGUAUUGAACUGGAGGGAGUAAUAUGCACACUUCCAUUUCCAAUAAUAACUUAACUAUUGUUUUUAUUUCUAAUUUUGAGUUACAUUUGAAAGUAUCCCUCAGACUUGAAUAUAAAUAUUAAAUUGUAUUGAAACCGCAGGGAUUAUGUAUUUUUUGUGCACUAAAUAAACAGGCUGGAACUCAAACGGACGAGGUGCUUGUUUCUUGCCAAAACUGGAACAACGUUGUUAUGUAUGUCAUGAACUAACUAGCUGUAGCUAUAUCCAUUUAUUUAUGCACCAACUAAUGUUUUUUCA
This is a messenger RNA of Megalops cyprinoides (Indo-Pacific tarpon), 3106 nucleotides long. It is a transcript of the gene serac1, whose product is annotated as serine active site containing 1. The record is from RefSeq and is a predicted model, not a curated record. The transcript is spliced from 17 exons. NCBI's taxonomy places the organism in Eukaryota, Metazoa, Chordata, Actinopteri, Elopiformes, Megalopidae. Bases 209 to 2185 code for a protein of 658 amino acids.